GUGUGGCGCUGGUGCGUGUCCUACCACACCAGGAAGUUCCGUGACAGCAUGGCUCCAAACUACUACGAGACCUUACUGGGUGUGGCCAGAGACAAGGCUAAUCCCGCCUCCAAACAGAUAGAGCUUGACCUGCUGAGGACCUUGCCUAACAACAAACACUACUCCUCUCCCAGCGCCGAAGGAAUACAGAAACUACGUAACGUCCUGCUAGCCUUCUCCUGGAGGAACCCCGACAUAGGAUACUGCCAGGGACUCAACAGGUACAUAACUACUGCAGUACGACUACCAUUCAAUUACUACAUUACUAGUAUAUAGGGCUAUAUGUCAUACUACUAUUAUAUAGGGCUAUAUAUCAUACUACUAGUAUAUAGGGCUAUAUGUCAUACUACUAGUAUAUAGGGCUAUAUAUCAUACUACUAGUAUAUAGGGCUAUAUAUCAUACUACUAGUAUAUAGGGCUAUAUAUCAUACUACUAGUAUAUAGGGCUAUAUAUCAUACUACUAGUAUAUAGGGCUAUAUCAUACUACUAGUAUAGGCUAUAUCAUACUAGUAUAUAGGGCUAUAUAUCAUACUACUAGUAUAUAGGGCUAUAUGUCAUACUACUAGUAUAUGGGGCUAUAUGUCAUACUACUAGUAUAUAGGGCUAUAUAUCAUACUACUAGUAUAUAGGGCUGGGCUAUAUAUCAUACUACUAGUAUAUAGGGCUAUAUAUCAUACUACUAGUAUAUAGGGCUAUAUAUCAUACUACUAGUAUAUAGGGCUAUAUAUCAUACUACUAGUAUAUAGGGCUAUAUAUCAUACUACUAGUAUAUAGGGCUAUAUAUCAUACUACUAGUAUAUAGGGCUAUAUAUCAUACUACUAGUAUAUAGGGCUGGGCUAUAUAUCAUACUACUAGUAUAUAGGGCUAUAUAUCAUACUACUAGUAUAUAGGGCUAUAUAUCAUACUACUAGUAUAUAGGGCUAUAUAUCAUACUACUAGUAUAUAGGGCUGGGCUAUAUAUCAUACUACUAGUAUAUAGGGCUAUAUGUCAUACUACUAGUAUAUAGGGCUAUAUAUCAUACUACUAGUAUAUAGGGCUAUAUGUCAUACUACUAGUAUAUAGGGCAUUAAAAUAUAGGGCUAUAUAUCAUACUACUAGUAUAUAGGGCUAUAUAUCAUACUACUAGUAUAUAGGGCUAUAUGUCAUACUACUAGUAUAUAGGGCUAUAUAUCAUACUACUAGUAUAUAGGGCUAUAUGUCAUACUACUAGUAUAUAGGGCUAUAUAUCAUACUACUAGUAUAUAGGGCUAUAUAUCAUACUACUAGUAUAUAGGGCUAUAUAUCAUACUACUAGUAUAUAGGGCUAUAUAUCAUACUACUAGUAUAUAGGGCUAUAUAUCAUACUACUAGUAUAUAGGGCUAUAUAUCAUACUACUAGUAUAUAGGGCUAUAUAUCAUACUACUAGUAUAUAGGGCUGGGCUAUAUAUCAUACUACUAGUAUAUGGGGCUAUAUAUCAUACUACUAGUAUAUAGGGCUAUAUAUCAUACUACUAGUAUAUGGGGCUAUAUAUCAUACUACUAGUAUAUAGGGCUAUAUAUCAUUACAUUUACAUUUUAGUCAUUUAGCAGACGCUCUUAACCAGAGCGACUUACAGGAGCAAUUAGGGUUAAGUGCCUUGCUCAAGGGCACAUUAACGUCAUUUAGCAGACGCUCUUAGCCAGAGCGACUCACAAAUUGGUGCGUUCACCCUAUAGCCAGUGGGAUAACCACUUUACAAUUUGGGGGGGGGGGGGGGGGUUAGAAGGAAUACUUUAUCCUAUCCCAGGUAUUCCUUAAAGAGGUGGGGUUUCAAAUGUCUCCGGAAGGUGGUGAGUGACUCCGCUGUCCUGGCGUCGUGAGGGAGCUUGUUCCACCAUUGGGGUGCCAGAGCAGCGAACAGUUUUGACUGGGCUGAGCGGGAGCUAUGCUUCCGCAGAGGAAGGGGAGCCAGCAGGCCAGAGGUGGAUGAACGCAAUGUCCUCGUUUGGGUGUAGGGACUGAUCAGAGCCUGAAGGUACAGAGGUGCCGUUCCCCUCACUGCUCCAUAGGCAAGCACCAUGGUCUUGUAGCGGAUGCGAGCUUCAACUGGAAGCCAGUGGAGUGUGCGGAGGAGGGGGGUGACGUGAGAGAACUUGGGAAGGUUGAACACCAGACGGGCUGCGGCAUUCUGGAUGAGUUGUAGGGGUUUAAUGGCACAGGCAGGGAGCCCAGCCAACAGCGAGUUGCAGUAGUCCAGACGGGAGAUGACAAGUGCCUGGACCAGGACCUGCGCCGCUUCCUGUGUAAGGCAGGGUCGCACUCUCCGAAUGUUGUAGAGCAUGAACCUGCAGGAGCGGGUCACCGCCUUGAUGUUGGCGGAGAACGACAGGGUGUUGUCCAGGGUCACGCCUAGGCUCUUCGCACUCUGGGAGGAGGACACAGCGGAGUUGUCAACCGUGAUGGCGAGAUCAUGGAACGGGCAGUCCUUCCCCGGGAGGAAGAGCAGCUCCGUCUUGCCAGGGUUCAGCUUGAGGUGGUGAUCCGUCAUCCAUACUGAUAUGUCUGCCAGACAUGCAGAGAUGCGAUUCGCCACCUGGUUAUCAGAAGGGGGAAAGGAGAAGAUUAGUUGUGUAUCAUCAGCGUAGCAAUGAUAGGAAAGGCCAUGUGAGGAUAUGACAGAGCCAAGUGACUUGGUGUAUAGGGAGAAAAGGAGAGGGCCCAGAACCGAUCCCUGGGGGACACCAGUGGUGAGAGCACGUGGUGCGGAGACAGCUUCCCGCCACGCCACUUGGUAGGAGCGACCGGUCAGGUAGGACGCAAUCCAGGAGUGAGCCGCGCCGGAGAUGCCCAUCUCGGAGAGGGUGGAGAGGAGGAUCUGAUGGUUCACAGUAUCAAAGGCAGCAGACAGGUCUAGAAGGACAAGAGCAGAGGAGAGAGAGUUAGCUUUAGCAGUGCGGAGAGUCUCCGUGACACAGAGAAGAGCAGUCUCAGUUGAAUGACCAGUCCUGAAACCUGAUUGGUUUGGAUCAAGAAGGUCAUUCUGAGAGAGAUAGCAGGAGAGUUGGCUAAAGACGGCACGCUCAAUAGUUUUGGAAAGAAAAGAAAGAAGGGAUACUGGUCUGUAGUUGUUGACAUCAGUGGGGUCGAGUGUUGGUUUUUUGAGAAGGGAGGGAGGAAAAUGUGGCAAAGAGCUUCCUAGGGUUAGAGGCAGAUGCUUGGAAUUUAGAGUGGUAGAAGGUGGCCUUAGCAGCAGAAACAGAUGAAGAAAAUGUAGAGAGGAGGGAGUGAAAAGAUGCCAGGUCGGCAGGGAGUUUAGUUUUCUUCCAUUUCCGCUCCGCUGCCCGGAGCUCUGUUCUGUGAGCUCGCAAUGAGUCAUCAAGCCACGGAGCUGGAGGGGAGGACCGAGCCGGCCGGGAGGAUAGGGGACACAGAGAGUCAAAGGAUGCAGAAAGGGAGGAGAGGAGGGUUGAGGAGGCAGAAUCAGGAGAUUGGAGGGAGAAGGAUUGAGCAGAGGGAAGAGAUGAUAGGAUGGAGGAGGAGAGAGUAGUGGGAGAGAGAGAGCGAAGGUUGCGGCGGCGCAUUACCAUCUGUGUAGGGGCAGAGUGAGUAGUGUGGGAGGAGAGUGAGAGAGAAAAGGAAACAAAGUAGUGGUCGGAGACUUGGAGGGGAGUUGCAGUGAGAUUAGUAGAGGAGCAGCAUCUAGUGAAGAUGAGGUCAAGCGUAUUGCCUGCCUUGUGAGUAGGGGGGGACGGUGAGAGGGUGAGGUCAAAAGAGGAGAGGAGUGGAAAGAAGGAGGCAGAGAGAAAUGAGUCAAAUGUGGACAUAGGGAGGUUGAAAUCCCCCAAAACUGUGAGGGGUGAGCCAUCCUCAGGGAAGGAACUUAUCAAGGCGUCAAGCUCAUUGAUGAACUCUCCAAGGGAACCUGGAGGGCGAUAGAUGACAAGGAUAUUAAGCUUAAAUGGGCUAGUGACUGUGACAGCAUGGAAUUCAAAUGAGGAGAUAGACAGAUGGGUUAGGGGAAAAAUUGAGAAUGUCCACUUGGGAGAGAUGAGGAUUCCUGUACCACCACCCCUCUGACCAGAUGCUCUCGGGGUAUGCGAGAACACAUGGUCAGACGAGGAGAGAGCAGUAGGAGUAGCGGUGUUUUCAGUGGUAUAUAUAUCAUACUACUAGUAUAUAGGGCUAUAUGUCAUACUACUAGUAUAUAGGGCUAUAUAUCAUACUACAUACUACUAGUAUAUAGGGCUAUAUGUCAUACUACUAGUAUAUAGGGCUAUAUAUCAUACUACUAGUAUAUAGGGCUAUAUAUCAUACUACUAGUAUAUAGGGCUAUAUGUCAUACUACUAGUAUAUAGGGCUAUAUAUCAUACUACUAGUAUAUAGGGCUAUAUGUCAUACUACUAGUAUAUAGGGCUAUAUAUCAUACUACUAGUAUAUAGGGCUAUAUGUCAUACUACUAGUAUAUAGGGCUAUAUAUCAUACUACUAGUAUAUAGGGCUAUAUAUCAUACUACUAGUAUAUAGGGCUAUAUAUCAUACUACUAGUAUAUAGGGCACGAUGAUAUGGUGUGUGGUUCUCCCACUACGACUCGGGAAACCAUGCAGUUUAUUAGGCUACAGAUGAAAUAGGCCUUAUUUAUGAUGAACUUUACAGGGAGGUGAAAGUGCACGAUGACGAGCUUGAUGCUCCUUUUCAGUAAAUAUUUAGGGUUUUAUACUGGUGACAUGAUGAUCGAUGCUUGACUGCUGUUUGACAAAUACAAAUAAUCUCUCUCUUAUCCAUAAUAACCUCAUCAUGUAGACUAGCCCACCUUCACAGUCUACCCGCCCUGUACCUGCGAGCUGUUGGCUAGAGGCCAGGACCACAGUCUACCCGCCCUGUACCUGCGAGCUGUUGGCUAGAGGCCAGGACCACAGUCUACCUGUCCUGUAUCUAUGAGCUGUUGGCUAGAGGCCAGAGUCUACCCGCCCUGUAUCUACGAGCUGUUGGCUAGAGACCAGGACCACAGUCUACCCGCCCUGUACCUGCGAGCUGUUGGCUAGAGACCACAGUCUACCUGCCCUGUACCUACGAGCUGUUGGCUAGAGGCCAGGACCACAGUCUACCCGCCCUGUACCUACGAGCUGUUGGCUAGAGGCCAGGACCACAGUCCUACCCGCCCUGUAUCUACGAGCUGUUGGCUAGAGGCCAGGACCACAGUCUACCCGCCCUGUAUCUACGAGCUGUUGGCUAGAGGCCAGGACCACAGUCUACCCGCCCUGUAUCUACGAGCUGUUGGCUAGAGGCCAGGACCAGAGUCUACCCGCCCUGUACCUACGAGCUGUUGGCUAGAGGCCAGGACCAGAGUCGACCCGCCCAUGUAUCCUACGAGCUGUUGGCUAGAGGCCAAGGACCACAGUCUACCCGCCCUGUAUACUACGAGCUGUUGGCUAGAGGCCAGGACCAACAGUCUACACUGCCCUGUAUCUACGAGCUGUUGGCUAGAGGCCAGGACCACAGUCUACCCGCCUGUACCUACGAGCUGUUGGCUAGAGGCCAAGGACCAGAGUCUACUACCGCCCUGUAUCUACGAGCUGUUGGCUAGAGGCCAGGCCACAGUCUACCCCGCCCUGUAUCUACGAGCUGUUGGCUAGAGGCCAGGACCACAGUCUACCCGCCCUGUACCUACGAGCUGUUGGCUAGAGGCCAAGACCACAGUCUACCCGCCCUGUACCUACGAGCUGUUGGCUAGAGGCCAGGACCACAGUCUACCCGCCCUGUACCUAUGAGCUGUUGGCUAGAGGCCAGGACCACAGUAGGCACAUUCGUUUUUAACUCAAGUGUUUGUGACAACAAUAUCAGUAGAGUUAGAAACACAUUCAACUUUAGGUUUUUAUUCGUUACAUGAAAACUUCAAAAUAACAUUUUUUGCGUCAUCACACACUGAUUUUCAUCUGCAAUUUUGGUGGAAACAAACCACUGGUGGGUAAAUGUGCAUAUUUCCUUUAUGCAUAUUUUUUGAGCAUUUGUAUGAAAAUCUGUCGCCAAUUGGAUGGAAACAUGUUAUGACCAUAUAUUUUCAAUGGAUUCAAUGGCAGUUCUUACUUUCGCCACAAGGGGGCAUUGUGCCGAUUUCUAGGGGUUAUUUUGGCACCUGCAAGAUUCAUGGCAAAACAAGUACAUUGAGUUUCAUCACUCAGUUAUUACAUUUAACAAACCAAGCAUUGAAAUACUGUUAUGUAAGGUCAAGUAGAAAUCCAAACCGGUCCAUUCAUCAGUAGUGUUAAAUCCACAACUUCAAUCCCUCCACAGCCUCAUAGAGGAUCUAGAUACAUUUUCUAUGCUCUCUGGAUUACAACCAAAUUAUGAUAAAUGUACUAUAUUACGUAUUGGAUCACUAAAAAAUACAACUUUUACAUUACCAUGUAGUUUACCAAUAAAAUGGUCUGAUGGUGAUGUGGAUAUACUCGGAAUACAUAUCCCAAAGGAAAUAAAUGAUCUCACUUCAAUACAUUUUAAUAGAAAGUUAGCAAAAAAUAGAUAAGAUCUUGCUACCAUGGAAAGGUAAAUACCUUUCAAUUUGUGGUAAAAUCACCCUGAUUAAUUCUUUAGUAUUAUCCCAGUUUACCUAUUUGCUUAUGGUCUUGCCUACGCCUAGCGAACAGUUUUUUAAAUUAUAUGAGCAAAAAAUAUUCCAUUUGAUUUGGAACGGGCAAAAUUAAACGGGCCUAUUUAUAUAAUGAAUAUGAAUUCGGAGGACAGAAAUUAUUAAAUAUAUCACUAAAAGUCAUAAAGAAGUUAUACUUAAAUCUGAACUGGUUCUCUAGCAAAUUAGUAAGAUUGUCUCACCCAAUGUUCAAGAAUAGCCUUUUCCCCUUUAUUCAGAUUACAACCUCUCACUUUCAGUCAUUUGAAAAGGAAAUAAUCUCCCAAAUAUCACUAUUUCUAAAACAAGCCAUAGAAAGUUGGUUGCAAUUUCAAUUGAAUCCUCCAGAAAUGACAGAAAAAUUAUGCAACAAAUAUAGUGGUUAAACACAAAUCUCCUAAUUGAUUUUAAAAAAUGAAAAAAUGUUUAAAAAGGUAUAAUCUUCGUAAAUGAUAUCAUCGGUAGGACUGGUGGAGUUAUGUCGCACAUGCAGCUAACAAAAACAUAUGGAAAUGUCUGCUCUACCCAAAAUUACAACCAAAUAAUUUCAGCAUUACCGCAAAAAUGGAAGAGGAAAGUGGAAGGGGGAGAAAGUAAGGAACUUGUCUGUCGGCCCUGCAUUAAAGAACAUAAUUGGUUAAAGAAAACUGUGAUAAAUAAAAAAGUAUACCAGUUUCAUUUAAUGACCAAAGGAUUGACAGCCGUCCCAUAUAGAUUGCAAAAUAGUUGGGAAGAGAUCUUUGACGUACCGAUCCCAUGGCAUAGUGUUUAUGAACUGAUACGCAAAACGACACAGGAUUCAAAACGUAGAAUUUAAAUUAUUAUACAAAAUUCUUGCUACCAAUAGAAUGUUAUUUAUAUGGGGGAUACAAUCUUCCCAGCUCUGCAGAUUUUGCUGCGAAGAGACAGAAUCAUUUGUUUUGGUACUGUCCAUUUGUAGUUUGUUUUUGGACACAGGUCCAGGAAUGGCUAAAGGAUUGCAAUAUUUACCUAACCCUGCAGAUAGCAUUUCUGGGUGAUCUGAAAAGUCAUAGUCAAAUCGAUCAAUAAUAUAAUAAUACUUUUAGCAAAAAUGUUUAUUUGCAAUUCGCAAUCUGUAGAAACAAUGAGAAUAGAAGGGUUCAGAACUUUUGUAAAACAUCACAGUACAGUUGAAAAAUAUAUAGCAAAUAGAAAUCCAAUAUGGAUGGUGUUAAGAGAUAGAUGGGAGGUGUUGAAUGGAGCUGAAGGUUGGGACUAAUAACAACUAACAACAACAAGAUAACUAAUGUAAAACAUACUGUGUCCAUAACAAGUAUAUAGGUUAUAGGUUAAGAACUUUUGUGAAAGAGUACAGUUUGAAAGAUAUGGCAUAUAGAAGCAAACCGGCUGGACAUCAUGAAAAUGAUGAGGUUGAGGGUAGAGGAAGUUCAGGAGAAAAAACAAACAAAAUAGAACAAUUGUAAAAUUGACUGUGUCCAUAAAAUGUAUAUAGUAAGUAUAAGCUGGAAGUAGAGGCCUAAGCAUUGUUGUUCACUGGUUUACUCCAAUUAGGAGAAGGGUGGUGGGAUUGGAAAGAAAUGAAGGAAAAUAUAUUUAGAAAAAGUGUGUAUGUAUGUAUGUAUAUUUAUUUAUUUAUUUAUUUAUUUAUUUAUAUAAUUAUUUAGUCAGCCACCAAUUGUGCAAGUUCUCCCACUUAAAAAGAUGAGAGAGGCCUGUAAUUUUCAUCAUAGAUACACGUCAACUUUGACAGACAAAAUGAGAUUUUUUUUCUCCAGAAAAUCACAUUGUAGGAUUUUUAAUGAAUUUAUUUGCAAAUUAUGGUGGAAAAUAAGUAUUUGGUCAAUAACAAAAGUUUCUCAAUACUUUGUUAUAUACCCUUUGUUGGCAAUGACACAGGUCAAACGUUUUCUGUAAGUCUUCACAAGGUUUUCACACACUGUUGCUGGUAUUUUGGCCCAUUCCUCCAUGCAGAUCUCCUCUAGAGCAGUGAUGUUUUGGGGCUGUCGCUGGGCAACACAGACUUUCAACUCCCUCCAAAGAUUUUCUAUGGGGUUGAGAUCUGGAGACUGGCUAGGCCACUCCAGGACCUUGAGAUGCUUCUUACGGAGCCACUCCUUCGUUGCCCGGGCGGUGUGUUUGGGAUCAUUGUCAUGCUGAAAGACCCAGCCACGACCCAUCUUCAAUGCUUUUACUGAGGGAAGGAGGUUGUUGGCCAAGAUCUCGCGAUACAUGGCCCCAUCCAUCCUCCCCUCAAUAUGGUGCAGUCGUCCUGUCCCCUUUGCAGAAAAGCAUCCCCAAAGAAUGAUGUUUCCACCUCCAUGCUUCACGGUUGGGAUGGUGUUCUUGGGGUUGUACUCAUCCUUCUUCUUCCUCCAAACACGGCGAGUGGAGUUUAGACCAAAAAGCUCUAUUUUUGUCUCAUCAGACCACAUGACCUUCUCCCAUUCCUCCUCUGGAUCAUCCAGAUGGUCAUUGGCAAACUUCAGACGGGCCUGGACAUGCGCUGGCUUGAGCAGGGGGACCUUGCGUGCACUGCAGGAUUUUAAUCAUCCAUGACGGCGUAGUGUGUUACUAAUGGUUUUCUUUGAGACUGUGGUCCCAGCUCUCUUCAGGUCAUUGACCAGGUCCUGCCGUGUAGUUCUGGGCUGAUCCCUCACCUUCCUCAUGAUCAUUGAUGCCCCACGAGCUGAGAUCUUGCAUGGAGCCCCAGACCGAGGGUGAUUGACCGUCAUCUUGAACUUCUUCCAUUUUCUAAUAAUUGCGCCAACAGUUGUUGCCUUCUCACCAAGCUGCUUGCCUAUUGUCCUGUAGCCCAUCCCAGCCUUGUGCAGGUCUACAAUUUUAUCCCUGAUGUCCUUACACAGCUCUCUGGUGUUGGCCAUUGUGGAGAGGUUGGAGUCUGUUUGAUUGAGUGUGUGGACAGGUGUCUUUUAUACAGGUAACGAGUUCAAACAGGUGCAGUUAAUACAGGUAAUGAGUGGAGAACAGGAGGGCUUCUUAAAGAAAAACUAACAGGUCUGUGAGAGCCGGAAUUCUUACUGGUUGGUAGGUGAUCAAAUACUUAUGUCAUGCAAUAAAAUGCAAAUUAAUUACUUAAAAAUCAUACCAUGUGAUUUUCUGGAUUUUUGUUUUAGAUUCCGUCUCUCACAGUUGAAGUGUACCUAUGAUAAAAAGUACAGACCUCUACAUGCUUUGUAAGUAGGAAAACCUGCAAAAUCGGCAGUGUAUCAAAUACUUGUUCUCCCCACUGUAACUAGAGAUGCUACUAUGUUAUGACCACUACAGAUAACUAGAGGUGCUACUAUGUUAUGACCCUACAGAUAACUAUAGGGCUACUGAUGUAUGAUGACCACUACAGAUAACUAGAGGUGCUACUAUGUUAUGAACCACUACAGAUAACUAGAGGUGCUACUAUGUUUGACCACUACAGAUAACUAGAGGUGCUACUAUGUUAUGAUGACCACUACAGAUAACUAGAGGUUGCUGACUAGUGUUAUGAUACCACUACAGAUACCUAGAGGUCUACUGAUGUUUUAUGAUUACACUACAGAUCUCAGAGUGCUGCUAUGUUGGAUGACCACUACAGAUAACUAGAGGUGCUGCUAUGUUAUGAUGACCACUACAGAUAACUAGAGGUGCUACUAUGUUAUGAUGACCACUACAGAUAACUAGAGUGCUGCUAUGUUAGGAAUGACCACUACAAUAAACUAGAGGUGCUACUAUGUUAUAUGACCACUACCGAUACUAUAGUUGCGCGAUGUUUAUGAUGACCAAUCAGAUAUACUAGAUGUGCUUAACUAUGUUAUGAACCACUACAGAUAACUAGAGAGUGCUCUAGGUUUAUGAUGACCAUACAGAUAACUCUAGGUGCUUAACUAUGUUAUGACCACUACAGAUAACUAGAGGUGCUGCUAUGUUAUGAUGACCACUACAGAUAACUAGAGGUGCUACUAUGUUAUGACCACUACAGAUAACUAGAGGUGCUGCUAUGUUAUGACCACUACAGAUAACUAGAGGUGCUACUAUGUUAUGAUGACCACUACAGAUAACUAGAGGUGCUACUAUGUUAUGAUGACCAUACAGAUAAACUAGAGGUGGCUACUAUGUAUGACCACUACAUAAAACUAGAGGGGCUACUAUGUUGUGACCACUACAGAUACUGAGGUGCUACUUAUUUAAUGAUGACCGACUACAGAUAACUAGAGGUGCUACUCGGGGGGUAUGAGAACCACUACAAGAUAACUAGGAGGUGCUACUAUGUUUGACCACUACAGAUAACUCGAGGUGCCUGCUAAUGUAUGAUGACCACUACAGAUAACUAGAGGUGCACUAUGUUAUGAUGACCACUACUAACCGAUAACUCAGAGGUGCUGCUAUGUUAGGAUACCUCACUACAGAUAACUGAGGUGCUAUAUGUUUAUACCCUACAGAUAACUAGAGGUGCUUGCUAUUUUACCCCUACAGAUAACUAGAGGUGCUACUAUUUUAUGAGACCACUACAGAUACACUAGAUGUGCUACAGGUUAUGAUGACCACUACAGAUAACUAGAGGUGCUACUAUGUUAUGACCACUACAGAAAACUAGAGGUGCUACUAUGUUGUGACCACUACAGAUAACUGGAGGUGCUACUAUGUUAUGAUGACCACUACAGAUAACUAGAGGUGCUACUAUGUUAUGACCACUACAGAUAACUAGAGGUGCUACUAUGGUAUUAUGACCACUUACAAGAUAAUAUAGUGCUGCUAUGUUUAUGAUGACCCCUACAGAUAACUAGAGUGUGCUACUAUGUUAUGAUGACCAUACAGAUAACUAGAGGUCUAAGCUGGUUUAUUAUGACCACUACAGAUACUAGCAGGUGGCAUUAUGUUCUGAUGACACUACAGAUAAUAGAGGUGCUCUAUGUUUACCACUACAGAUAACUAUAGGUGCACUAUUUUAUGAUGACCACUACAUAUAACUAGAUGGCUACUAUGUUAUGACCACUACAGAUAACUAGAGUGCUACUAUGUUAUGACCCCUACAUAUAACAAGGUGCUACUAUUUUGCCCUACAGAUACAGAGGUGCGCUCAUGUUAUGACCACUAAGAUGACUAGAGGUGCUACUAAUGGUAUGAUGAACCACUACAGAUAACUUUAAGGUUGCUCUAUGUUAUGACCACUACAGAUACUAGAGGUUUCUGCUAUGUUAUGAUGACCACGACAGAUAACUAAAGAUGUGCUAUUUUAUAUGUUAUGAUGACCACUACAGAAUAACUAGAGGUUGCGCUAUGUUAUGAUGCCCACUACAGAAACUAGAGGUGCUACUUGUUUAUGAUGACCAUACAGAUAACUAGAGUGCUGCUGUUAUGACCACUACAAUAACUAGAGUGCUACUCUGUUUGAUGACCAACUACAGAUACUAGGGUGCUGCAUGUUAUGAUGACCACUACAGUAACGAAGGUGCUACUAUGUUAUGAAGACGCACUACAGAAUAACUCAGAGGUUCUACUAUGUUAUGACCACUUACAAUAACUCGAGGUGCUAUUUACUAUGUUAAGAUGAACCACUACAGAUACUAGAGUUCUACUAUGUUAUGAUGACCACUCAGAAACUAAGAGUGCUACUAUGUUAUGAUGACCACUACAGAUAACUAGAGGUGCUGCUAUGUUAUGAUGACCACUACAGAUAACUAGAGGUGCUACUAUGUUAUGAUGACCACUACAGAUAACUAGAGUGCUACUAUGUUAUGAUCACCACUACCGAUACCUAAGGUGCUACUAUUUAUGAUGACCACUACAGAUAACUAAGGUCUGCUAUUUUCUGAUGACCACUACAGAUACUCUAGGUGCUGCUAUGUUAUGACCACUACAGAUAACUAGAGGUGCUACUAUGUUAUGAUGACCACUACAGAUAACUAGAGGUGCUACUAUGUUAUGACCACUACAGAUAACUAGAGGUGCUACUAUGUUUGAUGCCACUACAGAUACUAUAGGUGCUACUAUGUUAUGACCAUACAGAUAACUAGAGAGGUGCGACUAAUGUUAUGAUGACCACUACAGAUAACCGAGGUGCUGCUAAUGUUAUGAUGGACCACCUACAGAUACUAGAGGUGCUGGUGCUGCUAUGUUAUGAUGACCACUACAGUAACUAGAGGGCUACUAUGUUAUUAUGACACUAGAUAACUAGAGGUGCUGCUAUGUUUGACCACUACCGAUAACUAGCGUGCUGCUUGAGGUUAUGAUAGACCAUACGUAACUAGAGGUGCUGCUAUGUUAUGAUACCACUACCGAUACUAGAGGUUGCUACUAUGUUACGGAUGACCACUACAGAUACUAGAGUGCUGACUAGGUUUGAUGAUCACUACAGAUAACUAAGGUGCUACUAGUUAUAACACUACAGUAAAUAGAGGUGCUACUAUGGUACGCGGACCACUACAGAUACCUAGAGGUGCUACUCUGUUAUGAUGACAUAAGAGUAACUAAGGUGCUACUAUGUUUCGAUGAACCACGUACCGAUAAUAGAGGUGCUACUAUGUUAAUGACCACUAACAGAUAACUAGCAGGUGCUGCUAUGUUUAUGUGACCACUACAGAUAAACUAAGGUGCUACUAUGUUUUAUGUAUGACCACUAACAUAUAACUAGAGGUGCUGCUUAUGUACGAUGACCACUACAGAUAACUAGAGGUGCUACUAAUGUUUUAUGAUGACCACUACAGAUAACUAGAGGUGCUGCUAUGUUAUGACCACUACGAUCACUAAGGGUGCUACUAUGUUAUGAUGCCACUACAGAUAACUAGAUGUGCUAACUAUGUUGAUGACCACUACAGAUCCUAGAGUGCUGCUAUGGUUAUUGACCACUACAGAUAACUAAGAGGUGCUACUAUGUUAUGAUGACCACUCAGAUUAACUAGAGGUGCUACUAUGUUAUGACCCUACAGAUAACUAAGGUGCUGCUAUGUUUCUGAUGACCACUUACAGAUACUAGAGGUGCUACUCUGUGAUGAUGACCACUACAGAUAACUAGAGGUUGCUUCGAUGUUAUGAUGACCACUACAGCUACUAGAGGUGCUACUAUUUAUAUGACCACUACAGAUAACUAGAGGUGCUACUAUGUUAUGAUGACCACUACAGAUAACUAGAGGUGCUACUAUGUUAUGAUGACCACUACAGAUAACUAGAGGUGCUACUAUGUUAUGAUGACCACUACAGAUAACUAGAGGUGCUACUAUGUUAUGUGACCCUACGAUACUAGAGGUUCUGCUAUGUUUAUGUACCACUACAGAUAACUAGAGGUGCCUGCUAUGUUAUGGAUGCCUACUUACGAAUAACUAGAGGUGCUACUAUGUUAUGAUGACCACUACAGAGAACUAGAGGUGCUGCUAUGUUAUGAUGACCACUACAGAUAACUAGAGGUGCUACUAUGUUAUGACCACUACAGAUAACUAGAGGUGCUGCUAUGUUAUGAUGACCACUACAGAUAACUAGAGGUGCUACUAUGUUAUGAUGACCACUACAGAUAACUAGAGGUGCUGCUAUGUUAUGACCACUACAGAUAACUAGAGGUGCUGCUAUGUUAUGACCACUACAAUAACUAGAGGUGCUGCAUGUUAUGAUGGACCCUACAGAUACCUAUAGGUGGCUACUCUAUUUUAUGAGACUCACUACAGAUAACUAGAGGUGCUACUAUGUUAUGAUGACCACUACAGAUAACUAGAGGUGCUGCUAUGUUAUGAUGACACUACAGAUAACUAGAGGUGCUGCUAUGUUAUGAUGACCACUACAGAUAACUAGAGGUGCUGCUAUGUUAUGAUGACCACUACAGAUAACUAGAGGUGCUACUAUGUUAUGAUGACCACUACAGAUAACUAGAGGUGCUGCUAUGUUAUGAUUACGCACUAACGAUAACUAGAGGUGCUGCUUGUUAUGGAUGCCACUACAGAUAACUAGAGUUGCUACUAUGUGUGAUGACGCACUACAAUAACUAGAGGUGAUGCUUGUUAUGACCACUACAGAUAACAUAGGUGCUACUAUGUUGUGACCACUACAGAUAACUAAAGGUGCUGGCUAUGUUUAUGAUGGACCACUCAGAUAACUAGAGGUUGCUAAUAUGUUAUGAUGACCACUACAGAUAACUAGAGUCUGCUAUGUUAUGACUCACUACAGUAACUAGAGGUGCUUGCUGCUAUGUUAAUGACCACUACAGAUAACUAGAGGUGUCUACUAUUUUAUGAGGACCACUACAGAUAACAUAGGUGCGCGAUGUUAUGACCACUACAGAUAACUAGAGGUGCUGCUAUGUUAUGAUGACCACUACAGAUAACUAGAGGUGCUGCUAUGUUUGAUCCUGUGGGAGGAAUAUGUUGUCCUAUUAUCAGUGUUCUCCUCUCCCAGGCUGGCAGCCAUAGCGUUGCUGUACCUGGACCAAGAGGAUGCCUUCUGGUGUCUCAUCACUAUCGUAGAGGUCUUCAUGCCCCGUGAUUACUACACCAAGACCCUGCUGGGAUCACAGGUACACUACUACACCACUACUACACCACUACUACACCACUGCUACACCACUACUACACCACUACUAUAUCACUACUACACCACUACUACAACCACUACUACACCACUACUACACCACUACUAUAUCACUACUACACCACUACUACACCACUACUACAUCACUACUACACCACUACUACACCACUACUAUAUCACUACUACACCACUACUACAGCCACUUACUACAACCACUAACUAUAUCACUACUACCCAACCCUGCUGAUCACAGGACAUUCUAACACACCAUUACUAUAUCACUACUACACCAGUACUAACUCACUACUACAAACACCACUACUACAACCACUACAUACCACUACUAACCCACUACUACAACCCCGAUAACACACUACUAUAUCACUACUACAAACAACUAUACUCACCACUACUACAACCACUACUAGAAUCACGACUGACACCACUACUACACACUACAUAUUCACUCUACAACCACUACUACACCAUUAAACUACACACUACUACACACUACUAUAUCCCUACUACAACACCCGACCCUGCUGGGAUCACAGGUACAUUACUAACAACACUCUACAACCACUACUACAAACUACUACCACUAACGAUAUCACUACGACACCAGACCUGCGGGAAUCACAGGUACAUUACUAUACCACUACUACACCAUUACUACACCAUUACUACACCACUACUAUAUCACUACUACACCAAGACCCUGCUGGGAUCACAGGUACAUUACUAUACCACUACUACAAACACUAUACUUACUACACCACUACUACUACUACACCCCUCCUAUAAUCACUACUACACCAAGACACUGCUGGCUCACAGGUACCUACUACACCCCAUUACUAUAUCCCUACUACCCACCAUUACUUUAUAUCACUACUUUCACCAACUACACACAAACUACACCACUACUACAACUACACUACACUUACACACUACUACUCUACUACACCACUACUAACUACACCAAGACCCGUCUGGAUCAACAGGUACAUGACUAUUCACGACUAACACCACUAUAACACCAUUACUAUAUCACUACUACACCAUACUACAAACCAAUACCCUGCUGGGAUCACAAGUACCUACUACACCACCUACUUACACCCCACUACUACACACUACUACAAACACCAGACCCUGCUGGUAUCACCAGGUACACUACUACACCACUACUACACCAUUACUAUAUCACUACUACACCACUACUACACCACUACUACACCACUACUACACCAAGACCCUGCUGGGAUCACAGGUACAUUACUAUAUCACUACUACACCACUACUACACCAUUACUACACCACUACUACACCACUACUACACCACUACACCACUACUAUCACCAUUACUCAACAUACUACCCACUAUAUAUCACUACUCACCAAGACCCUGCUGGGAUCACAGUAACAUUAUGCCACUACCCAUGACUACACUACCCCACUACUAUAAUCACUACUACACCACUACUACACCAUUUAAUCCACCACUAUAUAUCACUAUACCACCCUACUACACCACUACUACACCAUUACUAUAUCACUACUACACCACUACUACACCACUACUACACCACUACUACACCAAGACCCUGCUGGGAUCACAGGUACAUUACUAUAUCACUACUAAACCACAACUACCCAUUACUACACAACACCACUACUACAACACCACUACUACCCACUACUACAAAAAACCCCAUUACACACCACUACUACACACCACUCUCAAACCACUACUAUAUCACUACUACACCAAGACCCUGCUGGGAUCACAGGUACAUUACUACACCAUUACUACACCACUACUAUAUCACUACUACACCACUACUACACCAUUACUACACCACUACUAUAUCACUACUACACCACUACUACACCUUACUAAACAUAACUAACACCACUCGACAACCAUUACUCACAACACUACUACACCCAUUACUACCCACUAACACAACAUACUAUCUCACUACUACACCACUAACUACUAAACACCAUUAACUUCACAACCACUAUCUACAAACACCACUACUACACCACUACUACACCAUUACUACACCACUACUACAACAUUACUACAUCACUACUACACCACUACUACACCACUACUACACCAUACUAUAUCACUACUACACCACUACUACACCAUUACUACAUCACUACUACACCACUACUACACCGUUACUACACCACUACUACACCACUACUAACACCACUACUACAACCCAACUACUACAACAUUACUUACACACUACACCACUACACACCAUUACACACCACUAACUACACCAUUACUCACAACAACUCUACACCACUAUACAACACCACUACUACAUAACCACGACUACACAUUACUAACACCACUACUACACCACUACUACAACCAUUACUACACCCACUACUAAACACCAUUACUACAACCACUACUACACAACAACCACUACUCCACCUUCUAUAUCACGACUACACCACUAGCUACAACUAACAACUACACCACUACUUACACCACUACUACAACAUUACUAUAUCACUACUACACCACUACCACACCACUACUAUACCAAAAACCUAAUUGUCUUGUUGCCAGAGUUCUCAUGUUGCCCUGGUGUGGAUUAUGUUAUUUUCAUGUGAUAAAUCAAUGUGUCAGCAGACAGCAUUAGGACUAACUCAGCAGGACAACAAUGUGUCAUCAGACAGCAUUAGGACUACUCCUCAGGACAACAAUGUGUCAGCAGACAGCAUUAGGACUAACUCAGCAGGACAACAAUGUAUCAGCAGACAGCAUUAGGACUAACUCAGCAGGACAACAAUGUGUCAGCAGACAGCAUUAGGACUAACUCAGCAGGACAACAAUGUAUCAGCAGACAGCAUUAGGACUAACUCAGCAGGACAACAAUGUGUCAGCAGACAGCAUUAGGACUAACUCAGCAGGACAACAAUGUAUCAGCAGACAGCAUUAGGACUAACUCACAGACAGCAGCGAGACACCACAGACCUGUGUCAGCAGACAGCAUGAUGACUAACUCAGCAGGACAACAAUGUGUCAGCAGACAGCAUGAUGACUAACUCAGCAGACAACAAUGUGUCAGCAGACAGCAUUAGGACUAACUCAGCAGGACAACAAUUGUCGCAACAGCAUGAUGACUACUCAGCAGGACAACAUGUGUCACAACAGCAUUAGGACUAACUCAGCAGGACAACAUGUUCACAGAAGCAUUAGGACUAACUCAGCAGACAACAUGUAUCAGCAGACAGCAUUAGGACUAACUCAGCAGGACAACAAUGUGUCAGCAGACAGCAUGAUGACUAACUCAGCAGGACAACAAUGUGUCAGCAGACAGCAUGAUGACUAACUCAGCAGGACAACAAUGUGUCAGCAGACAGCAUUAGGACUAACUCAGCAGGACAACAAUGUGUCAGCAGACAGCAUUAGGACUAACUCAGCAGGACAACAAUGUAUCAGCAGACAGCAUUAGGACUAACUCAGCAGGACAACAAUGUGUCAGCAGACAGCAUUAGGACUAACUCAGCAGGACAACAAUGUGUCAGCAGACAGCAUUAGGACUAACUCAGCAGGACAACAAUGUAUCAGCAGACAGCAUUAGGACUAACUCAGCAGGACAACAAUGUGUCAGCAGACAGCAUUAGGACUAACUCAGCAGGACAACAAUGUGUCAGCAGACAGCAUGAUGACUAACUCAGCAGGACAACAAUGUGUCAGCAGACAGCAUUAGGAAUAACCAGGGCCAUAUAUUUUGAGAGUUAUCAUUAUUUAAUUUAUUAUUAAUUAUUUAUUUUUUCUAAUUCUAGACUUUCAGUUACAUAGCAUUAUUGAAAUACACCCAAUGUGAUGUUACCCAUUAACAUUAACAUGGCUCUCAAAUAAUGUUAUAGUCAAGGGUUGGAGAACCGAAAACCGGCAAAUAACAAUAUUAUUUUAGGAACAGAACCUGAACCGAAAACGAAAGUGAUUUAUACUGUUCCGGAACAGAACCAUUAUUUUAAAACUAUGGGAACCAGUUAAUAACGUUGUUUUAAGUUCCAUGCAUUUUUUUCCAGUCCCACAAAAAUCUCAUCAAAGCUCCUUUGCAAAGCCCUCACUCUGUCAGUCAGAACCGUAUUCCAGCGUCUGGCUGCCAGCUGGACAUCAUUACCACUGGGUGGGUGUGUAGGUUACCUGCCCCUCCCCUGUGAAGCAUGGCUUACUGUAGCCUACUGACCACCGGCCCCUCCCCCCCCCCUGUGAAGCAUGGCUUACUGUAGCCUACUGACCACCUGCCCCCCCCCCCCCCCCCCCCGUGAAGCAUGGCUGAUCUCGUAGUCCUACGGACCCACCCGCCCCCCCCUGUGAAGAUGGCUACUGGUAGCCUAUGACCACCUGCCCCCCCCCUCCCCUGUGAAGCAUGGCUUACUGAGCCUACGGACCAACGGCCCCCCUCCCCUGGAAGCAUGGAUACUGGAGUCUACUGACCACUGCCCCCCCCUGUGAAGAAGGCUUACGUAGGCCUACUGACCACCUGCCCCUCCCCGGUGAAGCAUGGCUUAUGUAGGCCUACUGACCACCUGCCCCCCCACCCCUGUGAAGCAGGCUUUACUGUAAGCCAUACUGGACCACUGCCCCUCCCCUGUGAAGCAGUGCUUACUGUAGCCUCAUGACCACCGGCCCCUCCCCCACCCCCCUGUGAAGCAUGGCUUACUGUAGCCUAUGACACCUGCCCCACCCCAUCCCCUGUGAAAGCAUCGGAUUACUGUAGCCUACUGAUCACCUGCCCACCCCCUCCCCUGUGAAGCCGGCUUAAUGUAGCCUACUGACCACCUGCCCCUCCCCUGUGGAAGCAUGGAUUAUGUAGCCUACUGACCACUGCCCCUCCCUGUGAAGCAUGGCUUACUCGUAGGCCUACUGACCACCUGCCCUCCCAUGUGAAGCAUGGCUACUGUAGCCUACUGACACCUGCCCCCCCCCCUGUGAGAAUGGGCUUAUGUAGGACUACUGACACCUGCCACCUUCCCCCCCCCCCCUGUGAGCAUGGAUUACUGUAGCCUCUGACACCUGCCCCCCCUCCCCUGUGGCAUGGCUUACUGUAGCCUACGACCACCUGCCCCCCCCCUGGAAAGCAGGACUACUGUAGACUACUGACCACCGCCCUCCCCCACCCCCUGCUAUGAAGCAGGGCUUACUGUUCGCCUACUGACCAACCUGCCCCCCCCCUGUGAAGCAUGCUUACUGUUAGCCUACUGACCACCUGCCCCUCCCUUGUGAAGCAUGGCGUACUGUAGGAUACUGACCACGCCUCCCCCCCCCCUGUGAAGCAUGUAAACUUUGUUAAAAGGCCUACUGACCACCUGCCUCCCCCCUCCCCUGUGAAGCAGGCUUACGUAGAAUACUUGACCACCUGCCCCCCCCUCCCCUGGAAGCAUGCUACUGUAGUCUAAUGACCACCUGAACCCCCCCCCCUCCUGUGAAGGCAAGGGCUUACUGUAGCCUAAUGACCACCUGCCCCUCCCCUGAUGAAGCAUGGCCUUACUUGUAGUCUACUGACCACCUGCCCCCCCCCUCCCCUGUGAAGCAUGGCUUACUGUAGUCUACUGACCACCUGCCCCCACCCCUCCCCUGUUGAAGCAGGAUCUGUAGCCUACUGACCACGGCCCCUCCCUGUGAAGCAUGGCUUACUGUGUUAAUGACCACCUGCCCCCCCCUCCCCUGUGCUAGCAUGGCUGACGUAGUUCUAACUGACCACUGCCCCCCCACACCCUUGUGAAGAAUGCUUAUGUAGUUACGACCAACCUGCCCUCCCGGUGAAGAAUGGCUUACUGUGGGCCUACUGACCACGUUGCCCCCCCUGUGAAGCAUGGCUUACUGUAGCUACUGACCACCUGCCCCCCCAACUGUGGAAGCAUGGCUUAUGGCGCCUAAUGACCACUGCCCCCCCUGUGAGCCAUGGCUUACUGAUACCUACUGGACCACCUGCCCCCCCCCCCACUGGAAGCAUGCUACUGUAGGGCUACUGACCACUGCCCCUUCCCCCACCCCCGGUGAAGCAUGGCCUUACUGUAGCCUACUGACCAACUGCCCCCCCUGUGAAGCAUGGCUUACUGUAGCCUAUGACCACCUGCCCCCCCAUCCCCUGUGAAGCAUGCUUACUGUAGCCUACUGACAACUCUGCCCCCCCCUCCCCUUUGAAGCAUGGAUUCUGUAGCCUACUGCCACCUGCCCCCCCCCUGUGAAGCAUGGGCUUACUGUAGCCUACUGACAACCCUGCCCCACCCCUGUGGAAGCAUGGGCUUACUGUUAGCAUAUCUGACCACCUGCCCCCCCCACACUGUGAAGCAUGGCUUACUGUAGCUACUGACACUGCCCCUCCCCCCCCCCCUGUGAAGCAUGGCUUAAUGUAGCCUACUGUGACCACCUGCCCCCAACCUGUGAAGCAUGGCUUACUGUAAGCCUACUGACCACCUGCCCCCCCCCCUCACUGUGAAAGCAUGGCUUACGUAGCCUAAUGACCAACUGCCCCCCCCUACCUGUGAAGCAUGGCUACUGUUUUUUUUUUUCUUUUUUUUUUUUUAGCCUACCUGACCACCGCCCCCCCCUCCCGUGAAUGCAUUGGCUUUACUGUAGGCCUCACCGGGACCACCUGCCCCCCCCCUCCCCGGUGAAGCAGGAUUACUGUAGCCUACUGACCACCGCCCCUCCCCUGUGAAGCAUGGUUACGUAGCUACUGACCACCUGCCCUCCCUGUGAAGCAUGGCUACUGUGUCUAAUGACCACCUGCCCCUCCUGUGAGCAUGGCUUACUGUAGCCUACUGACCACCUGCCCCCCCCCCCACUGUGAAGCAUGGCUUACCUUUAAGCCACUACCACCUGCCCCUCCCCUGUGAAGCAUGGCUUACUGUAGCCUACUGACCACCUGCCCCCCCUCACCUGUGAGCCACAGGCUACUGUAGCCUACGACCACCUGCCCCUUCCCCUGUGAAGCAGGCUUACUGUAGGCCUAAUGACAUCCUUGGACACCCCCCCCCUCCCCUGGGAGGCAUGGCUACUGUAGCCUAACAGUGACAUGACUGCCCGCCCCCCUCCCUGUGAGAGAUGGCUACGUAGCCUACUGGCACCUGACCCCCCCCCCUGGGAAAGAAUGGCUUAUCGGUAGCCUACUGGACCACCUGCCCCUCCCCUGUUGAAGCAUGGCUUACUGUAGCCUAUGACCACUGCCCCCCCCCGUGAAAGCAUGCUUACUGUAAGAUACUGACCACCUGCCCCUCCCAUCCUGUGAAGCAUGGCUUACUGUAGCCUCCUGACCACCUGCCCCCCCCCCCCCUGUGAAGCAUGGCUUACUGUAGCCUACUGACCACCUGCCCCCCCCUCCCCUGUGAAGCAUGCUCUACUGUAAGCCUACUGGACCAUCCUGCCCUCCCCUACCCUGUGAAGCAUGGCUACUGUAGCCAUGACCACUGCCCCCCCCUCCCCUGUGGAAGCAUGGCUUACUGUAGCCUAAUGACCACCUUGCCCCCCCCCCCCCUGUGAAACAUGGAUUACUGUUAGGCCUAUGACCACCUGCCCCCCCCCUCCCCUGUGAAGCAUGGCUUAAUGUAGCCAUACGACCACCGCCCCCCCCUCCACUGUGAAGCAUGGCUUACUGUAGCCUAAUUGACCAACCUGCCCCCCCUCCCCUUGAAGACAUGGCACUGUAGCAUACUGGACCAAUGCCCAUCCCCUGUUGAAGCUAUGGUUACUGUAGCAUAAUGACCACCUGCCCCUCCCCUGUGAAGCAUGCUUACUGUAGCCUACUGACCCCCUGCCCCCCUGUGAAGCAUGGCUUACUGUAGCCUACGACACAUGCCCCUCCCCGUGAAGCAUGGCUUACUUAGCCUACUGACCACCUGCCCCCCCCUCCCCCUGUUUGAAGCAUGGCUACUGUAGCCUGACGACACCUUGCCCCCCCCAUCCCUGUGAAGCAUGCUUACUGUAGCCUACUGACCACCUGCCCCUCCCUGUGAGAUGGUACUGUAGCCUACUGACCACCUGGCCCCUCCCCGGGAAGCAUGGCUUACUGUGCCACUGACACCUGCCCCUCCCCUGGAACAUGGCUACUGUAGCCCUACUGACCAACUGCCACCCCCUCCCCUGUGAUAGAAUGGCUUACUGUAGCUAUUACUGACCACCUGCCACCCCCGCCCCUGUGAAGGCAUGGCUUACUGUUAGCCUUACUGACCACCUGCACCCCCCUCCCCUGUGAAGCAUGGCUACGGAUAGCCUACUGACCACUGCGGGGGGGGGGGGGGGGGCCCUCCCCCUCCCCUGUGAAGCAUGGCUUACUGUAGCCUACUGACCACCUGCCCCCCCCCCCCUGUGAAGCAUGGCUUACUGUAGCCUACUGACCACCUGCCCCUCCCCUGUGAAGGCAGCUUACUGGAGCCUACUGAAACCUGCCCCCCCCCUCCCCUGGGAAGCAUGGCUUACUGUAGACUACUGACCACUGCCCCCCCCCCCUCCACUGUGAAGCAUGGCUUAACUGUGCCUACUGACCACCUGCACCCCCCCCCCCCCCCCCCUGGAGCAGGUGUACGGUAGCCUACGACCACCUGACACCCCCCUCCCCUGUGGAAGCAUGGCGUACUGUAGCCUACUGACCACCUGCACACCCCCCCCCAUGUGAAGCAUGGCUUACUGUAGGGGCCUAAGGAACACAUGCCCCCCCUCCCCUGUGAAGCAUGGCUUACUGUAGCCUAAUGACCACCUGUCCCCUCCACUCCCCUGUGAAGCAUGGCUUACUGUAGCUACUGACCACUGACCCCCCCCCCCCGUGAAGCAUGGCUUACUGUAGCCUACUUGACCACCUGGACCCCCCCCCCCUGUUUUCGACAGCAUGGCUUAUGUAUGCCUACUGACCACCUUGCCCCCCCCCCCCUGUAAGCAUGCGAUUACUGUUAGCAUACUGACCACCGCCCCCCCCCCCCCCCCUGUGAAGCAUGGCUUACUGUAGCCUACUGACCACCUGCCCCCCCUCCCUGUGGAAGAUGGCUUAAUGUUAGCUAAGGACCACCUGCCCCCCCCCCCGUGAGCAUGGCUUUAUGAGCCUGACUGACCACCUGCGCCCCCCCCCCUGUGAAGCAUGGCUUACUGUAGCCUACUGACCACCUCCCCCCACCACCCCCCCCAAUGCCCCCCCUCCCGGAAGCAUGGCUUACUGUAGCCUACUGACCACCGCCCUCCAAGUGGAAGCAUGGUGACUGUAGCCUACUGACCACCGCCCCUCCCUCCCUGUGAAGCAUGGGCUUUACUGUAGCCUACUUGACACCUGCCUCCCCUGUGAAGCAUGGCUUACUGUAGCCUAUCUGGACACAUGCCACUCCCGUUGAAAUGGCUUUACUGUAGACAAUGACCACCUGCCCCCCCCUCCCCUGUGAAGCAUGGCUUACUGUAGCAUACGACCACCUGCCCCCCCACUCCCCUGUGAAGCUGGCUUAUGUAGCCUACUGACCACUGCCCCCCCCCCCCAUGUGAAGCUGGCUAAUGUAGCCUAAUGACCCCUGCCCCUCCCAGGUGAAGCAUGGCUUACUGAGCCUACUGACCCACCUGCCCCCCCCCUGUGGAAGCAUGGCUACUGUAGCCUCCUGACCACCUGCCCCUCCAAUCACGUAAGAAUGCUUACGUAGCCUACUGACCACCUGCCCCCCCCCCCUGUGAAGCAUGGCUUAGUAGGCCUACUGACCACCUGACCCCCCCUGUGAAAGCAGGCUUACUGUAGCCUACUGACCACCGCCCUCCCCUCCCCUGUGAAGCAUGGCUACUGAGCUACUGACCACCUGCCCCCCCCUCCCCUGGAGCAUGGAUACGUAGCUAAUGACCACCUGCCCCCCCCCCCUGUGAAGCAUUGGCUUACUGUAGCAUACUGACCACAUGCCCACCCUCCUGGAAGCAUGGCUUACUGUAAGCCUACUGACCCACCUGCCCCCCCCUCCCCUGGAAGAAUGGCUUACUGUAGUCUACUGACCACUGCCCACCCCUCCCAUGUGAAGCAUGGCUUACUGUCCUACUGACCACCUGCCCCACCCCCCUGUGAAGCAUGGCUUACUGUAGCCUACUGAACACUGCCCCCACCCCCCUGUGAAGCAUGGUUACUGUAGCCUAAUGACACCUGCCCCCCCCACCUGUCGAAGCAUGGCUUAUGUAGCCUACUGACCACCUGCCCCCCCCCUGGGAGCAUGGCUUACUGUAGCCUACUGACACCUGCCCCCCCCUCCCGGAAGCCUGGCUACUGUAGCCUAUGACCCCACCUGACCCUCCCCUGUGAAGAAGGCUUACUGUAGCCUACUGACCAACUGCACCCCCCUCCCCUGUGAAGCAUGGCUUACUGUAGGGAUACUGACCACCUCUGCCCUCACCUGGAAGCAUGGCUUACUGUAGCCUACUGACCACUGCCCCCCCCCCUCCCCUGUGAAGCAGGUUACGAGCCUACUGACCACCUGCCCCCCCCCCCCCCCCCUCCCCUUUGAAGCAUGGUGAAUGUUAGCCUACUGACCACCUGCCCUCCCCCCAUGGGAAGCAUGGCUUACGUAGCCUACUGACCACUGCCCCCCCCCUGUGAAGCAUGGCUUACUGUAGCCUACUGACCCACCUGCCAACCCCUACCCGGUUGAAGCAGGCUUACUGUAGCUACUGACACCUGCCCCCCCCUCCCUGUGAAGCAGGCUUACUGGAGCCUACUUGACCACCUGCCCCCCCCCCACUGUGAAGCAUGGCUUACUGUAGCCUACUGACCACCUGCCCCCCCCUCCCCUGUGAAGCAUGGCUUACUGUAGCCUACUGAUACACUGCCCCCCCCCACCCCCUUGUGAAGCAGGCUUACUGUAGCUACUGACCCCACCUUGCCCCCCAUCCCCUGUGAAGCAUGCUUACGUAGCCACUGACCACCUGCCCUCCCUGUGAAGCAGGACUUACUGUAACCUAAUGACCACCUGCCCCCCACUCCCCUGUGAAGCAUGGCUACUGUAGGCCUACUGACCACCUGCCCCUACCAUGAUGAAGCAUGGGCUUACGCUAGACUACUGACCACCGCCACCCCCCCCCUCCCCUGUGAAGCAUGGCUUACUGUAGCAUACUGACAACGGCCCCUCCCCUCCCCUGUGAGCAUGGUAAUGUAGCCUACUGGACCACCUGCCCCCCCCCUGUGAAGCAUGGCUUACGACUAGCCUAUGACCCACGGCCCCCCCCCUCCCUGUGAAGAUGGCUUACUGAGCCUACUGACCACUGCCCCCCCCCUCCCUGUUGAAGCAUGGCUAUGUAGCUACAUGACCACCUGCCCCCCCCCUGUUGAAGCACGGCUUUACUGUAGCCUACUGCCAACUGCCCCCCCCUCCCAUGUGAAGCAUGGCUUACUGUAGCCCUACUGUGACCACUGCCACCCCCCCAUCCCCUGGAAGUCAUGGCUUACUGUAGCCUACUGACCCGCUUGCCCCCCCCUCCCUGGAAGAGGCUUACGGUAGACUACUGACCACCUGCCCCUCCCCUGUGAAGCAUGGUUACGUAGCCUACUGACAACAUGCCACCCCCUCCCCUGUGAAGCAUGGCGUACUGUAGCCUACUGACCACCUGCCCCUCCCCUGUGAAGCAUGGCUUACUGUAGCCUACUGACCACCUGCCCCUUCCCCUUGUUGAAGCAUGGAUUACUGUAGUUAUGACCACCUGUCCCCCCCCUGGUAAGCAUGGCUUACUUGUAGUCUACUGACCACCUGCCCCCCCCUCCCCUCGUGAAGCAUGGCCUACUUAGUCUACUGAUCCACAUGCACCCCCCAUACCCUGGGAAGCAUGGCUUAAUGUAGCCUACCUGACCACCUGCCCCUCCCCUGUGACCAGGGCUUAACUGUAGCCUACUGACCACUCAUCCCCCCUCCCCUUUUGAAGCAUGGCUUACUGUACCUUACUGCCCAAGGACACUCCCUUUGAAAGCAUGGCCUACGUAGCCUACUGGACCACCUGUUUACCCCUCCCCUGUGAAAGCAUGGCUUAAGUAGUCUACUGACCAAGCCCCCCCCCUCCCUAUGAAGCAUGGCUUACAGAUAGCCUAAUGACCACCUGCACCUACCAUGUGGAAGCCAAUGGCUUACGGUACCUACUGACAACCUGCCCUAAAACCUACCCCUGUUGAAGCAUCUUAGCCCUUUUUGCGCCGGUACUCCUGCUUGGUCCCCCUUUUUUUGGUCUGGCUUACUGUAGAAUACUGACCACCUGGCCCCCCCCCCCCACCUCCACUUUGGAAGCAUGGCUUACUGAGCAUACUGACCACCGCCCCUACCCUGUGGAAGCUAUGGCUUACUGUCGUAUACUGACCACCUGCCCCCCCCCCCUUCCCCUGGAAGCAUGGCUUACUGUAGCUAUGACCACCUGCCCCUCCCCUGUGAAGCAUGGCUUACUGUAGUUAAUGACCACAUGCACCCCCCCCCCCCCCCCCCCCCUGUGAAAGCAUGGCUUACUGAGCUACUGACCACCUCCCCCCCCCCCAUGUGAGGCUUGGCUUACUGUAGCCUACGACCCACCUGCCCCCCCCCCUCCCCUGUGAAGAGCAUGGCUUACUGUAGCCUACUGACCACCCUGCCCCUCCACCUCCCCUGUGAAGCAUGGCUUACUGUAGCCUACUGACCACCUGCCCCUCCCCUCCCCUGUGAAGCAUGGCUUACUGUAGUCUACUGACCACCUGCCCCCCCCCUGUGAAGCAUGGCUUACUGUAGCCUACUGACCACCUGCCCCUCCCCUCCCCUGUGAAGCAUGGCUUACUGUAGGCCUACUGACCACGGCCCCUCCCCUCCCCCUGUGAAGCAUGGCUUACUGUAGUCUACGACCACCUGCCCCAUCCCCUGUGAAGCAUGGCUUACUGUAGCCUACUGACCACCUGCCCCCCCCCCCCCCUGUGAAGCAUGGCUUACUGUAGUCUACUGACCACCUGCCCCCCCCCUGUGAAGCAUGGCUUACUGUAGCCUACUGACCACGUUACAAGCAUCAUUCAGAAAUUAGACAAGAAUGGAUUGACUUUUUCAAUGCUAGUUAAGGAUACUAUGGUUAUCAUGUUUCACAUCGGGUUUAUUAACUAACUACCAGGGUUAGGGUUAGGCCCGGUUCAGAUACAACAGCCGAGACGAGACAACUAGACAGUUUUAGAAUUUUGUGUUGUAAAACAGCUGACUGAAUACUGGACAAGAAGCGCAGUUGAGACCGUUUCCCCAGUAACAGUGCCUCUUAACAAUGAUGUGGUGAAACUUUGAAAUAAAGUUGUUUGUCAGUUGUUGUAGCAAGGUAUUGUAGGAAAUGAGUUUAAUGAAAUACAUGCAUCAGAAACACGACACACUAUGACGUUGAAUUUUUCCAGUAGCCGACGUUCUAAAACUAGACCCUUAAGAUCAAGCAAACGUAUUUUCUAAAACUACAUAAAUCCGUCUCGUCUGUCUGUUAGAUGCGAACUGGGCUUUAGAGGUUGAACUGACCCACACCUGUAUUAGCCAGGACAAACAUAUUUUCACGAUUUCACUAAUAUCAUCAGAUUAAAUAAAUCAUAUCACAUUUUUGGGCUCAUUCAGUAUUUUUUACCUGAUAAAGUAGAAUCCUGUUGAAAAAUGUUAAAAGUACCAUUUAUGGGCCUCCCGAGUGGCACAGCGGUCUAAGGCACUGCUUCGCAGUGCUUGAGGCGUCAAAUACAGACCCGGGUUCGAUCCCAGGCUGUGUCACAGCCAGCCGUGACCGGGAGACCCAUGAGACAGCGCACAAUUGGCCCAGCGUCGUCCGGGUUAGGUGAGGGUUUGGCCGACCGGGAUUUCCUUGUCCCAUUGCACUCUAGCGACAAAAUCUACAAAAAAUCUACAAAAUCAGCAGGGGAUCAAAUACUUUUUUCCCUCACUGUAUAUAUUCCUAAAACAUACAUUGAAAAUCAUACUGUUGAUGCUUCCUGUUAUCAUGUAUUUUUGAUUUAUUGCCGAAUGUUAAAACAGCAGUUAUAAAUGUCCAAAUUCAUAAUCAAUAUGCUGUAAUAAAUUGUGAUAUGUUGAAGACCAAUACAAAAGUUAAUCCCUACACACGUGUCACACGUGUGUUCAGAUUCUAUUUUGCUAAACCGCACACGGACCAAUAUUUACCAAGCGGCCACUCCAGACUGGAAUUAAUUAGCUUGUUUUCUACUGUCAUCAAUAGCGUGCGCAAAUGAAUCACUCACGUCGAUAUUGUCGAUCAAUGGAACUUGGACAGUAACCGCGGCGACAUGUACCGUCUUCUAACAGACAAACCUCAAUGAGCUCGGGUGUACUGCAUAUAUCUGUCGAUAGAUGACAACCUGUCGGAAACAUUUAGCAACUCUGUGGGAAAAUGAUGAUUUUGGUAGAUGGUUAAUAAGGGAACGCAACACUUUUUUGACUGGAUAAUUUCAACAAAUCACCACCUCACAUCUGUUUCUAAAUAGCGACAGGGGUUGGCUUUCAUUUCAAUGAUGGUGUAACUCUCAAGUCCAAGAAUUCAUGUGAGGCCAGAGACAUUUUGUAGGAGGAGCGCCCAUGUUUUUCCUGCCGGUCUGAAAAUUACAGUUCCGUUCUAAAGCCCCACUACGGACUGACAGAAACACUGGUACUAAACCGAAAAUAUUGAUCUGUUUUAAGCAAUCGAUUUUGUGAGAUUGUGAUGACUAUACACCUAGGGCGCCAGGUAGCUUAGUGGGUAAGAGCGUUGUGCCAGUAACCGAAAGGUCGCUGGUUCUAAUCCCCGAGACGACUAGGUGAAAAAUCUGUCUGUGCCCUUAAGCAAGGCACUUAACCCUAAUAGUUCAUGUAAGUCUUUCUGGAUAAGAGCGUCUGCUAAAUGACUAAAAUGUCAAAUGUAUAAAACAUCAAAGGAUGGGUAUUUCCUGUAAUUCCUGUGUGGUUAGACCGUCAGUCUGUGUAAUGUAGUAACACCUUGAGUCCACCAGGGUAAUUUGGGUAAUUUGUGCAAUAUAACAUAAUUUAAAAAAGUCAAAGUAAUUCAAUAUUUGUAUAAAUGUAGCACACUCACACAUUUUUACAACAAUGACAUUACUUCUUCCUACUUUAACCAUGGAGAGAGUUUAAAAAUGCUCCUAAGCACAAUUUAACCACUACACCAGAGCGUCCAGAGGGUCUGUGCAGCUGGCUGAACGUUUGACGUCCCUACCUGUAUGUCCUCUCUGUCUGUCCUCUCUGUCUGUCCUCCCUGUAUGUCCUCUCUGUCUGUCCUCUCUGAGGACCAGCGAGUGUUCGAGGACCUGCUGACUUAGGGUUGGGGGUUAGGGACUGAGGUGACCCCUGUAUGUUCUCUGUCCUCUCUGAGGACCAGCGAGUGUUCGAGGACCUGCUGAUUUAGGGUUGGGGGUUAGGGACUGAGGUGACCCCUGUAUGAUCUCUGACCUCUAGGUGGACCAGCGUGUUUUUAAGGACCUGCUGAGUGAGAAGCUGCCCCGACUCCACGCCCACUUUGACCUCUACAAGGUCGACUCCUCCCUCAUUACCUUCAACUGGUUCCUGGUCCUCUUCGUAGACUCAGUGAACUCUGACCUCCUCUUCAAGAUUUGGGAUGCCUUCCUGUACGAGGGACCAAAGGUAGGCUGGAUAACAUGGUAGAAUGGUUAACAGGGUAGAAUGGUUAACAGGGUAGAAUGGUAGGAUGGUUAACAGGGUAGAAUGGGAGUAUGGUUAACAGGGUAGGAUGAUAGGACUGGUUAACAGGGUAGGAUGGGAGUAUGGUUAACAGGGUAGGAUGAUAGGCCUGGUUAACAGGGUAGGAUGGGAGUAUGGUUAACAGGGUAGGAUGAUAGGACUGGUUAACAUGGUAGGAUGAUAGGCCUGGUUAACAGGGUAGGAUGGUAGGACUGGUUAACAGGGUAGGAUGGUAGGACUGGUUAACAGGGUAGGAUGGUUAAGAGGGUAGGAUGGUAGGACUGGUUAACAGGGUAGGAUGGUUAAGAGGGUAGGAUGGUAGGAUGGUUAACAGGGUAGGAUGGUUAAGAGGGUAGGAUGGUUAAGAGGGUAGGAUGGUUAAGAGGGUAGGAUGGUAGAUGUAACAGGGUAGGAUGGUAGGACUGGUUAACAGGUAGGAUGUAAGAGGGUAGGAUGGUUAAAGGCAGGUGGUGGAUGGUUAACAGGGUAGGAUGGUUAACAGGGUAGGAUGGUUAACAGGGUAGGAUGUUCUAAGGGUAGGGUCUUUUAAGAGGUAGGAUGGUUAAGGGUAGGAUGUGGAUGGUUAACAGGGUAGGAUGGUUAACAGGGUAGGAUGUUUAGAGGUAGGAUGGUAGGAUGGUUAACAGGUAAGGAUGGUAGGACUGGUUAACAGGGUAGGAGUUGAGAGAGAGGGUAGGAUAGGAUUAAGAGGAGGUAGGAUGGUUAAGAGGGUAGGAUGGUAGGAUGGUUAACAGGGUAGGAUGGUAGGACUGGUUAACAGGGUAGGAUGGUUAAGAGGGUAGGAUGGUUAAGAGGGUAGGAUGGUUAAGAGGGUAGGAUGGUUAACAGGGUAGGAUGGUUAAGAGGGUAGGAUGGUAGGAUGGUUAACAGGGUAGGAUGGUAGGACUGGUUAACAGGGUAGGAUGGUUAAGAGGGUAGGAUGUUAAGAGGGUAGGAUGGUUAAGAGGGUAGGAUGGUUAACAGGGUAGGAGGUAGGCUGGUUACAGGUAGGUGGUUAAGGGGAUGGUAGGACUGGUUAACAGGGUAGGAUGGUUAAGACGGUAGGAUGGUAGGAUGGUUAACAGGUAGGAUGGAAUCCCAGCCUCAUGGAAAGUCCCUUUUUAACUGUGACACAACAAACCUCAGAGCUGAAACGAGGAGGAACUGCUGGCGCCCCACAUCACUUAGCCAAGUGCCUGUCUCUACCAGAUCAGGACAAGGCAUUGAUACCAGCUUUGAUAUAAGCUGUGGCAUGCUGUUUGUUCAUGUUCAGACUUUUCUCAUAUUGAUCCUAUAUGUCUGUAAAAGUCAUCAUUGCUACUUUAUAUGGAGAUCCAUUGAGAACUCCAGUAACAUGAUCAAUCAAUCAAUCAAUCAAUCAAUCAAAUGUAUUUUAUAAAGUGUUUUUGACAUCAGCAGAGUCACAGAAAAAGUAACAAAGUGCUUUACAGAAACCCAGCCUAAAACCCCAAAGAGCAGCAAUGCAGAUGCAGAAGCAUGGUGGCUAGGAGAAACUCCCUAGAAGACAGGAAGAACCUAGAGAGGAACCAGACUCUAAAGACUUGUAACAGUCUUAGCGUUAGUGUUUGAUAGGAAUCUGACUCAGGUGUCAUCGUACGGUGAGUUUCAUGCCUCUGCCUCUCCUCAGAUCAUCUUCCGUUUCGCCCUCGCUCUCUUCAAGUACAAGGAGGAAGAGUUCCUGAAGCUUCAGGACUCCAUGGCCAUCUUCAAGUAUCUCCGCUAUUUCACUAGAACCAUCCUGGACUGGAGGUACAGUACUCUAAACCUACCUUAUUCCCUCUGUGUGAGUACUGUAUGUCUCUCUGUGUGAGUACUGUAUGUCUCUCUGUGUAUUGAGUACUGUAUGUCUCUCUGUGUGAGUACUGUAUGUCUCUCUGUGUGAGUACUGUAUGUCUCUCUGUGUGAGUACUGUAUGUCUCUCUGUGUGAGUACUGUAUGUCUCUCUGUGUAUUGAGUACUGUAUGUCUCUCUCUGUGAGUACUGUAUGUCUCUCUGUGUGAGUACUGUAUGUCUCUCUGUGUGAGUACUGUAUGUCUCUCUGUGAGUACUGUAUGUCUCUCUGUGUGAGUACUGUAUGUCUCUCUGUGUGAGUACUGUAUGUCUCUCUGUGUGAGUACUGUAUGUCUCUCUGUGUAUUGAGUACUGUAUGUCUCUCUGUGUGAGUACUGUAUGUCUUUCUGUGUGAGUACUGUAUGUCUCUCUGUGUGAGUACUGUAUGUCUCUCUGUGUGAGUACUGUAUGUCUCUCUGUGUGAGUACUGUAUGUCUCUCUGUGUAUUGAGUACUGUAUGUCUCUCUGUGUGAGUACUGUAUGUCUCUCUCUGUGAGUACUGUAUGUCUCUCUGUGUGAGUACUGUAUGUCUCUCUGUGUGAGUACUGUAUGUCUCUCUGUGUGAGUACUGUAUGUCUCUCUGUGUAUUGAGUACUGUAUGUCUCUCUGUGUGAGUACUGUAUGUCUCUCUGUGUGAGUACUGUAUGUCUCUCUGUGUGAGUACUGUAUGUAUCUCUGUGUAUUGAGUACUGUAUGUCUCUCUGUGUAUUGAGUACUGUAUGUCUCUCUGUGUGAGUACUGUAUGUCUCUGUGUGAGUACUGUAUGUCUCUCUGUGUGAGUACUGUAUGUCUCACUGUGUGAGUACUGUAUGUCUCUCUGUGUGAGUACUGUAUGUCUCUCUGUGUGUUGAGUAAUGUAUGUCUCUCUGUGUGAGUACUGUAUGUCUCUCUGUGUGAGUACUGUAUGUCUCUGUGUGAGUACUGUAUGUCUCUCUCUGUGAGUACUGUAUGUCUCUCUCUGUGAGUACUGUAUGUCUCUGUGAGUAAUGUAUGUCUCUCUGUGUGAGUACUGUAUGUCUCUCUGUGUGAGUACUGUAUGUCUCUCUGUGUGAGUACUGUAUGUCUCUCUGUGUGAGUACUGUAUGUCUCUCUGUGUGUUGAGUAAUGUAUGUCUCUCUGUGUGAGUACUGUAUGUCUCUCUGUGUGAGUACUGUAUGUCUCUGUGUGAGUAAUGUAUGUCUGUCUGUGUAUUGAGUACUGUAUGUCUCUCUGUGUAUUGAGUACUGUAUGUCUCUCUGUGUGAGUACUGUAUGUCUCUCUGUGUGAGUACUGUAUGUCUCUCUGUGUGAGUAAUGUAUGUCUCUCUGUGUGAGUACUGUAUGUCUCUCUGUGUGAGUACUAUAUGUCUCUCUGUGUGUUGAGUAAUGUAUGUCUGUCUCUGUGUAUUGAGUAAUGUACAGUGGUUCCUCAAUUAAAAGUUUUGAUCUUAUGCUGUGACAGUUUGUGGUAGAUGGUGGCAGAUUGUGUCAUUCUGUCAUUGCACCACACUACCACAAGGGGGAGAUAGAACGCUGAUCUAUCGGUAGUCUAAACUGUGGCACAAAUUGGAGGGUUUUUCACACCUAGCCGAGCAAUUAGACUAUCCUUUUGUAGAUGAAUGGAGGUGUGAAUGUUUCAGUCCGAGUCUCUCUCCUCUGGCACUAGUGUCCUGCUUCAGGCAAUAAAUAAAUAGCUGGCGGUGGUCCUGGAAUUGAGAGAGAACUUGGGUAAAUAAAAUGCUCAAUUACACUUGCAUGUGGACUGACGAUUUUUGAAAAAGAGGAUACUUGUGCUUUACAGCCCAUUACAUAAAGGAAUAGUGGAGUGGGACAGAGCAGCACGGAGUGGGACAGAGCAGCUCAAAACUGCAGAUAACACAAGGCCAACUAUUGUGAAAGAAUACUUGUGGCUCUGUCUCUUCAAGAUGCCUGCUGUCCACCAGGGGACAGUGUGGCGUCACCUACAGAUGGAUGUGUGGUGUCAGAGACAGGCCAGCUGACAGCCUGUGACCAGGCAGAAAUCAUUCUAAAUAACAAACUGGCUUUAUUUACCACAGUGUGAAAGAGUGACAGCCGCUCAAUAUAUAAAGUGAGUUUCUGAAACACGGAGUCCUUCUUUACUGAUGGGAAGAAGAAACUGAAUGAAAGAGUCCAGUGAGGACAGGGAGGACAGGGAGGACAGGGUGGACAGGGAGGACAGGGGGGACAGGAAGGACAGGGUGGACAGGAAGGACAGGGGGGACAGGGAGGACAGGGUGGACAGGGAGGACAGGGGGACAGGGGGGACAGGGAGGACAGGGGGGACAGGGAGGACAGGGAGGACAGGGGGGACAGGGAGGACAGGGGGGGACAGGGGGGACAGGGAGGACAGGGGGACAGGGGGGACAGGGAGGACAGGGGGGACAGGGGGACAGGGAGGACAGGGAGGACAGGGUGGACAGGGAGGACAGGAGGGACAGGGGGGACAGGGGGAGACAGGGGGACGGAGGGGCAGGGGGACAGGAGGACAGGGAGGACAGGGUGGACAGGGGGAAGGGGACAGGGGGACAGGGAGGACAGGGAGGACAGGGAGGGAGGGGGACAGGGGGGACAGGGGGGACAGGGGGGACAGGGGAGGACAGGGAGGGACAGGAGGACAGGGAGACAGGGAGGGACAGGGGGACGGAGGACAGGGGAGGACAGGGAGGACAGGGGGACAGGGGGACAGGGAGGACAGGGAAGGACAGGGGGACAGGGGAGGACAGGGAGGACAGGGAGGACAGGGAGGACAGGGAGGGACAGGGGGACAGGGAGGACAGGGGGACAGGGGGACAGGGAGGAGGGGACAGGAGGGCAGGGGCAGGGGGACAGGGAGGACAGGGGGACAGGGCAGGGGGACAGGGAGGGGACAGGGGGACAGGGCAGGACAGGGGGACAGCUAGACAGGAGGACAGGAGCAGGGGGGACAGGGGGGACAGGGUGGACAGGGAGGACAGGGAGGACAGGGAAGGCUAUUUUUAUUAAACAUUUUUUGGUGGGGUAGGGGGAUAUAUAGGCUAUUUAAUAUAUUCAUUUAGGCUUAGCUUAUUUAGUAGGCUAUUUUUGCAGCAUAAAGUUAUAUUUGUCAGAAUAAAGCUGAGUGUGUGAUGCGUGAUUUGAAGGAGUCAGGCGCAGGAGGGUAAAUCACAGAAUAACAGGCUUUAAUCCGCAAAAUACAGGUUUACGCAGAACUGUUUAUUAGUCACAUUGUGAUGAGGUGGUGUUGAAGGAGUCAGGCGCAGGAGGGUAAAUCACAGAAUACAGAGUUUAUUCCGUAGGACAGCGUAACCAGUCCAGAGGUAAAACAGGCGCACUGGAACAAACAUGCACACAGGGGAAAUACCCUGGCGAUACAAAAUACUGAGCUCAACCAAGCUACUAAUUCUCACAAUGAACAAUCACCCACAAGGACAAGGGGGGGAGAGGGAACACUUAUACAGGUACUGAUGAGGGGAUAUGAACCAGGUGUGUGUAAUCAACAAGACAAAGCCAAUGGAAUGAUGAGAUGAGGAGCGGCAGUGGCUAGAAGGCCGGUGACGACGAACGCCGAAGCCCGAACAAGGAGAGGAAGCAGCUUCGGAGGAAUUCGUGACAGUGUGACUCACUCAUUCGUGGCUUUGGAUCAAAAUAAAUAAGUACCAACAUUCUUUCUGCUAGUCACACCUGCCCAGACCCACCUGCCCAGACCCACCUGCUCACACCCCCUAUCUCCAGAUCCACUACAUCACACCUGCCCAGACCCACACCUCACUCUCCGCCACAUUACCUUUACAUUUUAGUCAUUAAGCAGAUGCUCUUAUCCAGAGUGACUUCAUACAUUUUCAUACUGGUGUUGCAAGCACCAUGCUCUACCAACUGAGCUACAAAGGGGCACAAGGCCUCAAACUGCACCAUUUUGUUUCUCUCUGUUGCCCACGCACUUUCAACAUUUGGAAAAUAAAAGCAUUUAAAGGCUGACAUUAGUUGAUUUUCAGUUUUUAAGUCUACGUUUUUUCAAGAUGAUUGAGGAGAAAAGUAUGGUCCAACCCAUCGGGUAUCUCACUGCACCCCAAUAUGCCAUGUCUUGAAAUAUGCGGACAGACGGAUUAAACGUUUCCAGCCAACUUUCUGACUCCGCCCAUAACUUUGGGCCUUUAUAACAUUCCCAGAAGGCAUGGAUUAUUAUAACCUAAUGAAAAAUGAACCUGGGAACCUAAUUUAAGUUACUGCAGGCCUAAGACCUAUGGGUUUAACCUUCUGAAUGAAUGAUUAUAUUGAAGAUAGAAGGCGCCUCUUAAUGAGUUCCGAGAGCCGAUCCGUUACCCAACAAAAUAACAUCAAUUUAUUUAGUCUAAUUGUUGUCAUGACUACAGACAAUAGGCUGUUAGUCCUCUUUUCCUGCAUUAAUUAAUUUGUCUGCAUGUCUUUUCAACAUCUGGCUAAAAAUAAACCAUCCCAUGAAUUAAGAGUGAUAUAUUUAUUUUUGCACAAUGCAAUGAGGCACAUUGACAACUCAAAUCGCUUUAAAGAGCCUUGUAAUAUUAGACAACAAAUAAAUAUACUAAAACAAUAACUUCAAAAACAGUCCAUUCAUCACUGGAUUUCUUCAAAUUCCUGUGCAGGAAAAGGAUGUCAUCCACCGUGGCUGGUCGCAAGCUGGCUUCUCUUCUCUCUCUCUGCACCUCCAUUCAUAGUCUAACAGCUCAGCUAGGUGUGAAAAAUCCCCUAAUUUGUGCCACAGUUUAGACUACUGAUAGAUGCUGCGGUCAGUCAGAGUUGAGUCCUUGUAAAGUGCAAAACUUGCAGUGUAUUUAUGUAUUCGAGGCCUAAGUCCUCUAAAGUUUUACAUUUCUAACUCAAUAUCACAGACUUGGUUUGCCCUAAAGAAAAAUGCAUCAACCCCUACAAAUAUGUCAAUUUAUUAUAAUCACAUAAUAAUUCAAACGAAAUGAGCUGUAGCGAGAGGAGAGACUGCAUGCUAAAGACAAUCAGAAUGUGUCUUUAACCCUGCAUUAUAAUAUAACUUAUUUUGAAUGAAAGCCAGGAAUGAGAGAGUCACUCAGCACUAUGCUUCUGUUCCUGCUUCUGUUCCUGCUUCUGUUCCUGCUUCUGUUGCCUAUUUGAGUGUUUAUUAUUGUUAUGUAUUUUUAUUUUGUAUUUUAUUUUGGGCCAGGUGGAAAUGGUUUAACAGCCUUUCCAAUACAUUGGAAUACAAAAGAAGCCAUCCACCCUUGGUGGGCUAUCAGCAGGACAAUACAGUAGGGAGUAUUUGAUACACUGCCGAUUUUGCAGGUUUUCCUACUUACAAAGCAUGUAGAGGUCUGUCAUUUGUAUCAUAGGUACACUUCAACUGUGAGAGACGGAAUCUAAAACAAAAAUCCAGAAAAUCACAUUGUAUGAUUUAUAAGUAAUUAAUUUGCAUUUUAUUGCAUGACAUAAGUAUUUGAUACAUCAGAAAAGCAGAACUUAAUAUUUGGUACAGAAACCUUUGUUUGCAAUUACAGAGAUCAUACGUUUCCUGUAGGUCUUGACCAGGUUUGCACACACUGCAGCAGGGAUUUUGGCCCACUCCUCCAUACAGACCUUCUCCAGAUCCUUCAGGUUUCGGGGCUGUCGCUGGGCAAUAUGGACUUUCAGCUCCCUCCAAAGAUUUUCUAUUGGGUUCAGGUCUGGAGACUGGCUAGGCCACUACAGGACCGACCUUGAGAUGCUUCUUACGGAGCCACUCCUUAGUUGCCCUGGCUGUGUGUUUCGGGUCGUUGUCAUGCUGGAAGACCCAGCCACGACCCAUCUUCAAUGCUCUUACUGAGGGAAGGAGGUUGUUGGCCAAGAUCUCGCGAUACAUGGCCACAUCCAUCCUCCCCUCAAUACGGUGCGGUCGUCCUGUCCCCUUUGCAGAAAAGCAUCCCCAAAGAAUGAUGUUUCCACCUCCAUGCUUCACGGUUGGGAUGGUGUUCUUGGGGUUGUACUCAUCCUUCUUCUUCCUCCAAACACGGCGAGUGGAGUUUAGACCAAAAAGCUCUAUUUUUGUCUCAUCAGACCACAUGACCUUCUCCCAUUCCUCCUCUGGAUCAUUCGGAUGGUCACUGGCAAACUUCAGACGGGCCUGGACAUGCGCUGGCUUGAGCAGGGGGGACAUUGCGUGCGCUGCAGGAUUUUAAUCCAUGACGGCGUAGUGUGUUACUAAUGGUUUUCUUUGAGACUGUGGUCCCAGCUCUCUUCAGGUCAUUGACCAGGUCCUGCCGUGUAGUUCUGGGCUGAUCCCUCACCUUCUUCAUGAUCAUUGAUGCCCCACGAGGUGAGAUCUUGCAUGAAGCCCCAGACCGAGGGUGAUUGACCGUCAUCUUGAACUUCUUCCAUUUUCUAAGAAUUGUGCCAACAGUUGUUGCCUUCUCACCAAGCUGCUUGCCUAUUGUCCCGUAGCCCAUCCCAGCCUUGUGCAGGUCUACAAUUUUAUCUCUGAUGUCCUUACACAGCUCUCUGGUCUUGGCCAUUGUGGAGAGGUUGGAGUCUGUUUGAUUGAGUGUGUGGACAGGUGUCUUUUAUACAGGUAACAAGUUCAAACAGGUGCAGUUAAUACUGGUAAUGAGUAGAGAACAGGAGGGCUUCUUAAAGAAAAACUAACAGGUCUGUGAGAGCCGGAAUUCUUACUGGUUGGUAGGUGAUCAAAUACUUAUGUCAUGCAAAUUAAUUACUUAAAAAUCAUACAAUGUGAUUUUCUGGAGUUGAAGUGUACCUAUGAUAAAAAUUAUAGACCUCUACAUGCUUUGUAAGUAGGAAAACCUGCAAAAUCGGCAGUGUAUCAAAUACCUGUUCUCCCCACUGUAGACUAUUGCUGAGUUUAGGGACUUUAAAUGUAUUAAUGGAUGUUUGCGAGGCAUGUAACUUCACCCAUCUCUUUGUAUAGCCCACAACAUGCACUGUUUUCUAACCACAUCUGGAUGGAUCCAUAAAGAAUUACUCUGGGAAUAAAUAUCACUGAAUGACAGAAAUAUUGGAAUAAAGUAGGCUAAUGCAAUUGUUGCUUACUGAAACACCCAAAGUCAACAACGCUGUGGCCUUGGUAGAGAGUCAGGGGGGGAAUGGAGUGAAAGUGCACUGUACUGUCAGUACACAACAACGCUGUGGAUUUGAAGCAAUGUUGGUCAACUAUUUCAGCACCGUUUCGCACUGCUUUGAGACAAGCUUGGGGACUGGUGUUGAUAAAUCAAUCAGAUUUUUAUUUUCACUGAAUCUCCAUUUGGGUAUUGGUUAGCCUACAAUUAGGGUGUGGAAAUGUUAGGAUUAUUUUGCUCUUCACUCACAGUCACUUAGUAACCUAGUCCUACUCCCGACCGGUCACUUAGUAACCUAGUUCUACUCCCGACUGGUCGGAUAGGGUAUAGGCUCUUUCGGAUACAGCAUAGGCUCUUUCGUAUAGGGUCAUGCACUGUAACAUGCUGUACCACACCACAGCAUCCUGCAAGCUGUGCAACUUUUAAAUGAGGACCCUCUGUAUGACUCUGUGUAUUGUGUAAUGUACAGUACCAGUCAAAAGUUUGAACACCUACUCAUUCAAGGGUUUUUCUUUAUUUUUACUAUUUUCUACAUUGUAGAAUAAUAGUGAAGAAAUCAAAACUAUGAAAUAACACAUAUGGAAUCAUGUAGUAACCAAAAAAGUGAUCAACAAAUCAAAAUAAAUCAAAAUAUAUUUUAUAUUUGAGAUUCUUCAAAUAGCCACCCUUUGCCUUGAUGACAGCUUUGCACACUCUUGGCAUUCUCUCAACCAGCUUCAUGAGGUAGUCACCUGGAAUGCAUUACAAUUAACAGGUGUGCCUUGUUAAAAGCUAAUUUGUGGAAUGUCUUUCCUUCUUAAUGUGUUUGAGCCAAUCAGUUGUGCUGUGACAAGGUAGGGGGGUAUACAGAAGAUAGCCUUAUUUGGUAAAAGACCAAGUCCAUAUUAUGUCAAGAACAAACAGCUCAAAUAAGCAAAGAGAAAUGACAGUCCAUCAUUACUUUAAGACCUGAAGGUCAGUCAAUACGGAACAUUUCAAGAACUUUGAAAGUUUCUUCAAGUGCAGUCGCAAAAAACAUCAAGCGAUAUGAUGAAACUGGCUCUCAUGAGGACGGCCACAGGAAUGGAAGACCCAGAGUUACCUCUGCUGCAGAGGAUAAGUUCAUUAGUUACCAGCCUCAGAAAUUGCAGCCCAAAUAAAUGCUUCACAGAGUUCAGGUCAUAGACACAUCUCAACAUCAACUGUUCAGAGGGGACUGUGUGAAUCAGACCUUCAUGGUUGAAUUGCUGCAAAGAAACCACUACUAAAGGACACCAAUAAGAAGAAGAGACUUGCUUGGGCCAAGAAACACGAGCAAUGGACAUUAGACCGGUGGAAAUGUGUCCUUUGGUCUGGAGUCCAAAUUGGAGAUUUUUGGUUCCAUCCACCGUUUCUUUGUGAGACGCGGUGUGGGUGAACGGAUGAUCUCCGCAUGUGUAUUUCCCACCGUAAAGCAUGGAGGAGGAGGUGUUAUGGUGUGGGGAUGCUUUGCUGGUGACACUGUCAGUGAUAUAUUUAGAAUUAAAAGGCACACUUAACCAGCAUAGCUACCACAGCAUUCUGCAGCGAUACGCCAUCCCAUCUGGUUUGGGCUUAGUGGGACUAUCAUUUGUUUUUCAACAGGACAAUAACCCAACACACCUCCAGGCUGUGUAAGGGCUAUUUUACCAAGAAGGAGAGUGAUGGAGUGCUGCAUCAGAUGACCUGGCCUCCACAAUCCCCCGACCUCAACCCAAUUGAGAUGGUUUGGGAUGAGUUGGACUGCAGAGUGAAGGAAAAGCAGCCAACAAGUGCUCAGCAUAUGUGGGAAGUCCUUCAAGACUGUUGGAAAAGCAUUCCAGGUGAAGCUGGUUGAGAGAAUGCCAAGAGUGUGCAAAGCUGUCAUCAAGGGUGGCUAUUUUGAAGAACCUCAAAUAUAAAAUAUAUUUUGAUUUGUUGAACACUUUUUUGGUUACUACAUGAUUCCAUAUGUGUUAUUUCAUAGUUUUGAUGUCUUCACUAUUGUUCUACAAUGUAGAAAAUAGUAAAAAUAAAGAAAAACCCUUCAACGAUUAGGUGUUUUUCCCAAAACUUUUGACUGGUAGUGUAUUGUCUCUCUUCUGGUAUUGAUUAAUGUAUGUCUCUCUCUGUGUAUUGAUUAAUGUAUGACUCUCUCUGUGUAUUGAUGAAUGUAUGUCUCUCUCUGUGUAUUGAUUAAUGUAUGACUCUCUCUGUGUAUUGAGUAAUGUAUGUCUCUCUCUGUGUAUUGAUUAAUGUAUAUCUCUCUCUGUGUAUUGAGUAAUGUAUGUCUCUCUCUGUGUAUUGAUUAAUGUAUGACUCUCUCUGUGUAUUGAGUAAUUGUAUGGUCUCUCUCUGUGUAUUGAGUAAUGUAUGACUCUCUCUUGUGUAUUGCGUAAUGUAUGGCUCUCUGGUUUUUGGUAAUGUUGACUUCUCUUUUGUAUUGAGUAAUGAUGACUCCUCGUGAUUGAGUAAAGUAUAUUUUCCCGUGUUUGGUAAAUUAUGUCCUCUCUGGUAUUGAGUAAUGUAUGUUUUUCUGUGAUUUUUAAUGUAUCUCUCUGUGUAAUUAGUAAUGUUGACUCUUUUGUUAUUUUUAAUGUAGACUCUCUGGUAUUUAGUAUGAUUUUCCUCUGUGUAUUAGUAAUGUAUUCUCUCUUUGUAUUUAUUAAAGUAUGUCUCUCUGUGUAUUGAGUAAUGUAACUCUCUAGUGUUUGAUUUAAAGUAUACUCUCUCUGGUUUUUGAGAAAGUUGUCUUUCUGUGAUGGUAAAGUAUGACCUUUUCCGUGAUGGAAUGUAUGUUUUCUCUGUGUAUUGAGUAAGUAGACUUCUCGGUAUUUAGUAAAUUUUGACCUCUCGUGUAUUGAGUAAUGUUGACUCUUUGUGUAUUGAGUAAAGUAUGUCCUCUCUUGGGAUUGAGUAAGUAUGUCUCUCUUGUGUAUUUAUUUAAAGUAGACUCUUGUGUAUUAAUAAAGUAUGCUCUCUCUGGGUUUUUGUUAAGUAUGACUCUUCCCGGAUUGAGUAAGUAUGCUUCCCCGUGUAUUGAUAAUGUAGUCUCUCUCUGGUAUUUAGUAUGAUGACUCUCUCUGGUAUUAAAGUAGUCUUCUCGUUAUUGAUUAAAGUAUGACUCUUCGUGUAUUUAGUAAGUUUUCUCUCUCGGUAUUUUAAAGUAGUUCUCUCUUGUUUUUGAUUAAAGUAUGACUCUCUCUGGUAUUGAUUUGUAUGUCUCUCUCGUGAUGAAUAAUGUUUUACUUCCCUUUUGGGAUUGAGUAAUGGAUUUUCUCUUUGUAUUUAGUAAUGUAUGUCUCUCUCUGUUAUUUAGUAAAUUUUCUCUCUUGUAUUAGUAAUGUAUGACUCUCUCUGUGAUUGUAAUGUUGUCUCUUUUGUGGAUUAUUAAUGUUCCUUUUGUGUAUUGAUUAAAGAUGACUCUUGUGUAUUGAUUAAUGUGGGCUCUUUCCCCGUGAUUGAGUAAGUAUGACUUUCUGUGUAUUUAUUAAGUAUGACUCUCUCUGUGAUUGAAUUAUGUAUGACUCUCUCUGGAUUGAGUAAGGGAUGUUUCUCUGGUAUGGUAUGUAUGACUUCUUGGAUUGAUUAAAAAUGACUCUUGUGUUUGAUUUAAGUUGACUCUCGUUUAUUGAUUAAUGUAUGACUCUCGGUGUUUAUUUAAAGUUUACUCUCUCUGGUAUUUAUUUUAAAGUUUUUCUUUCUUGGUAUUGGAAGUAUGACUCCCCGGUAUUUAAAUUAAAGUAUGCUCUCUUGUUUUGAUUAAGUAGACUCCUCUGUGUAUUGGAAGGAUGUCUCUUCUGUGAUUUAGUAAUGUAUGACUCUCUUGUGUAUUGAUUAAAGUUGACUCUCUGUGUAUUGAUUAAUGUAUGACUCUUUUGUUUGAUUAAGUAGACCUUCGGGUAUUGAGUAAAGUAGUCCUCUCGUGUAUUUGGGAAUGUAGGACCUCGUGAUUGUUAAUUUGACCUCUGUGUAUUUAGAAUGGAUUCUUGUGAUUGUUUAAAGUAUGACUCUCUCUGUGUAUUGAUAUGUAUGCCCCUCUGUGUAUUGAUUAAUUUGCCCGUGUAGAUAAUUUAUACUCUUCUGUGUAUUGAUUAUUAUGACUCCUUGUGUAUUGAUGAAGUAUGUCUCUCUUGUGAUAUUAAGUAACCCCCUUGUGUUUUAGUAGGUGUCUUUUCCCUUUUGUAUUUAAAAUAAUAAUAAUUAUAUGCCAUUUGAGACCUUUUUUUCCCCAAAACGACUUAACAUGGUUUCAACCUUUUUUUUGGGGAUGGGGGUCCGGGGAUCGAACCCAUACCUUUGGCGUUACAAGCGCCCUGCUCUACAGCUGGCUAAGAGGACCACUCUUUUUGGGGAUUGAUUAAAGUUGCUCCUCGUGUAUUGAGUAAUGUAUGUCCUCUUUUGAUUUAUUAAUUAGACCUUGUGUAUUUGGUAAAAGUAGUCUCUCUCUGUGUUUUGGAAAGAUGACCUAUUGUAUUUAGAAUGUAUGACCUGUGUAUUGAUUUGUAUGACUCUUGUGAUGAUUAAUGUAUGCUUCCCCCUGGUAUUAGGAAUGUAUGUUCUCUCUGUGUAUUGUUAAAGAUGACUUAUUGUAUUGAUUAAAAGUAUGCUCCUCUUUUUAGAUUAAUGUAGGUCUCUGGUUUUAUUUAAGUUGUCUUUUGUGUAUUGAUUAAUGUAGACUCUUGUGUAUUUAUUAAGAUGACUCUCUUGUAUGAGUAAUGUUUUCUCCUUGUGUAUGAUUAAUGUAUGUCUCUCUCUGUGUAUUGAUUAAUGUAUGUCUCUCUCUGUGUAUUGAUUAAUGUAUGACUCUCUGUGUAUUGAGUAAUGUAUGACUCUCUGUGUAUUGAGUAAUGUAUGACUCAUUAGAAAGACCAGUAGUAAUGCUGUGUUUACUGUAGAAGCUGAUCAAGUCUGUUGCCUUCCUCUUCCUCGCCAAAUAUGAAGACGUCUCUCUCUCUCUCCCUCCCUGCAGGAAGUUGAUGAGCAUGGCGUUUGUGGACAUGAAUCCGUUCCCCCUGAGACAGAUCCAGAACCGACGGACCUUCCACCUGGAGAAGGUUAGACUGGAGCUAACAGAGCUUGAUGCCAUCAGACAGACCUUCCUCCGAGAGAGAGAGACGCACACCACGGCGCCCGACGCGCGCACGCUUUGUAGCGACGAUGAGGAGGACAACUAGCACACAGCCUAUCAGGGUGCAGUGCCUGCAGACAACAGCCUAUCAGGAACCACGUCUGGGUGAUUCUAGCCUGUCAGGAACCAGGUCUGUGUGAUUCUAUCCUAUCAUGGCCCAUCACCUGCAGACUCCAGCCAAUCAGGGCCCAGGGAUUUCAGACUCCAGCCAAUCAGGGCCCUAGCCUGGGUGUCCUGCCCACCUGCAGAUGCUGUCAUGAGUAAUGACCCACCAUGAUGACAAGUGCUGUAUCCACAGACUCCCCACUCAUUCACAAGUAGCUGCUCUGCAAUGCUGGACUUUUUUGUUGUUGGUGUAUAUUCUUCAUAGCUGGACCUGUCACCUCCAUGUUCUCCACAUGCUGGACCUGUCACCUCCAUGUUCUCCACAUGCUGAGUACUGCGGCUUGUUGAGGACCAGUGGACCAAAACGCUGGUGGCCAAAGGUUCUUGCUAUUACUUCCAGUAUUCCUGCCAAGCUUUUGUAAACACCAUAAUCGCUGUUUGUUGAUCUGUUAGUUGUGGCUGAGGGACAUUGAGUUGAGAGAUUGACAUGACAACCACCAUGUUAUUCUGUCCCACAGCCAUACAGCUGUGAUUGCAGAGCUGGAUCAUUGCAAUCUGAAUCAGUAUUUUUCAAAGAAAUCAUUGUGCUUGUUGAGAGGAGGGACUGAUUGUAUUUUCUGAUGUAAAUCUUUUUCUUCAAUACAACCUCUAAUCUGAAUGCUUUAGCCCUCCCAAAUGAUAGGUAGGUGGGUGUCUUGGUGGUAGGAGACCAUGCUGCAGUAUUAGACAGUACAGGAACCAACACACCUGGUCUACCAAAGACUUGAACCACUUUUACAGAAACGUCUGUUGAUUGGCGCUUUCCAUGGAAACCUUGGACCAAUAAUAGUCCAUCAUUCCAGGCUCCAGUAAUGUUCUAGGAAUGCAUUCUAGAAGCAGAACCCGGGUUCACCUCGGCCCCUGUCGUGGGGCAGGAGUUCUUCACCUCGGCCCUGUCGUGGGGCAGGAGUUCUUCACCUCGGCCCUGUCGAGCACAGCUUCAA
Messenger RNA from Coregonus sp. 'balchen', 45844 nucleotides. The record is from the annotation of a GenBank genome assembly. Lineage: Eukaryota; Metazoa; Chordata; Actinopteri; Salmoniformes; Salmonidae.